GUUUUCUGUAGGAAAACUGAUGCUGUGUUCAAACUUCGAACAAUAAACAAAAGCGAAUAAAUUGCAAAAAUGAGUAAUUCAACUAUUUCUGAUCAAUCACUCAUGGAUAAGUCUAUGCGAAGUGUUUUCGUCGGGAAUAUCCCGUACGAAGCUACAGAAGAAAAUUUAAAGGAUAUUUUUAGUGAAGUUGGACCAGUGCUUUCAUUUAAAUUAGUAUUUGAUCGGGAAACAGGCAAACCUAAAGGAUAUGGCUUUUGUGAAUAUAAAGAUCAAGAAACAGCUCUUAGUGCUAUGAGAAAUUUAAAUGGUUAUGAAAUCGGUGGAAGAACAUUAAGGGUUGAUAAUGCAUGUACAGAAAAGAGUCGAAUGGAAAUGCAAAGUCUUUUACAAGGACAAAAUACUGAAAAUCCAUAUGGAGAAGCAGUACAAUCAGAUAAAGCUCCAGAAGCUAUAAGUAAAGCUGUUGCAUCUUUACCACCUGAGCAAAUGUUUGAACUUAUGAAACAAAUGAAACUUUGUGUACAAAAUAAUCCAAAUGAGGCACGUCAAAUGUUGCUUCAAAAUCCUCAAUUAGCAUAUGCUUUAUUACAAGCUCAGGUAGUAAUGAGAAUAGUGGAUCCCCAUACAGCAGUUAAUAUGUUACAUAAAGCAAAUCCAAUCCCAGGUGUAUUAACACCUUCUGAUAAACCAAAUGUACAUUCAGUUGCACCCCGAAUUGAAGAACCAUGGGCACCUACACGUCCGGCAACAGUUACUAAUCCUCCAGCAUCUAUUUUUGCUGGACAAGAUGUUGAUUUACGCACAUUGGACAGACAAAUGGAUCCACGUUUAGCUAGAAUGGAUCAAGAUCUAAGAGGACCACAACAAGUACAACCAACACCUGUUAGUUCAUCCUCAGUUGUAUCUGCCAAUACCGAUCCUAGAGGAAUUAACACAUUUAAUAUUUCAGACAACACACUUCCUGUUGAAGGAGUUGAGAGUUUCUGUCGUGAUCCAAGAACAGAUAGAUUUGGUAGAGAUCCAAGAGAUCCCAGAGAUCCAAGAAUGCCUAUUGAUCCUAGAAUUACAAAAGCUAAUCCACCAGUACCAGUUGCACCACCAGUGGUACCAAGACCUGUUGUUGCACCUACUGGUCAAUCUUCAAAUGUUGCUACAGCUAGUGUAGCAACUCCUGUUACUUCAUUGACCACGUCAACUACAUCCGCAACAUCAAGACUUAUGGCAGGCAUGUCUCCGGCAGGAAAUAUACCGAGUGGAGCAUCCGAUCAAGAAAAGGCGGCUUUAAUAAUGCAAGUAUUACAAUUAUCGGACGAACAAAUUGCUAUGUUACCACCUGAACAAAGGCAAAGUAUCUUAUUAUUAAAAGAACAGAUUGCUAAAAGUGCACAACGUUAAUACUUUUAGUAAUUCUUUGUUUUUUAUAAUAAUAAACAUUUAAAUUCUUGUAAAAAUAUUUUACUCUUUGUAAAAAUCGUAAUAGUUUAAUGUAUAAACUUAUUUCGAUAUGAGCAUCAAGUUUAAAAAAAAAAUUGUUUUUGAUAUUAAUAAUAAUAUAAUAAAA
Molecule: messenger RNA, 1561 nt
Organism: Apis laboriosa (Himalayan honeybee)
Lineage: Eukaryota; Metazoa; Arthropoda; Insecta; Hymenoptera; Apidae
Gene: CstF64
Product: cleavage stimulation factor subunit 2
Exons: 8
Coding region: 70-1395 (441 amino acids)
Biological process (GO): mRNA 3'-end processing
Cellular component (GO): mRNA cleavage and polyadenylation specificity factor complex
Molecular function (GO): mRNA binding
Source: RefSeq, a predicted model, not a curated record